AUGGCAAAUUCACAACGAACAUCUGAACCUAUCAACUAUGUGCAUCAGGAUGAAUUCUGGAAGGCACAUGUGAAAGUGGUGAAGGAUUUGGCUGACGCCUGGCCCAGCAAAUGGGGCUUCCUUACUGAGACCUACAACGAGUAUGAGAAAGAGAGCAUGAAGCUGGUGGAGGCAGGGAAGAAAGUGGAGCUUCCCCAUCAUCUGGCAGCAAGACCUUCGACCCCUCCAGAAAACUAUGUCCAAGUUGGCCCCUCCCCUCCUAUUCCGCAGACAUCUCAGGCUGUGAUCGGGUGGCGUUCGAGUCAAUCACAUCUUCAGCUGGAAAAGCACAACACAGUUCAUCAUGGGAGGCGUAGUUUCAUGAAGGAGCUGGGCUGGCCUUUGGGGUCGUGCAACUGAGCUGAAGCCGUCUUUCUCUGUUGUCUCAGCUAAUCAAUGA
Messenger RNA from Scomber japonicus (chub mackerel), 439 nucleotides. RefSeq lists its product as uncharacterized. Bases 1 to 399 code for a protein of 132 amino acids. The record is from RefSeq and is a predicted model, not a curated record. The transcript has 4 exons. NCBI's taxonomy places the organism in Eukaryota, Metazoa, Chordata, Actinopteri, Scombriformes, Scombridae.